GCAGAUCUCAAAUGAAUUUUCUAUUAUAUAGAAGGAUUAGAAGGAUUAAAUGUACCAAAUUGCUCUAGUGUUACACAACACUUUUAAGAUUUUAGAUAUACAUCGUUCAUUCCGCCGCUUAAGAGAAACGUCUACCCUACGACCUUCGCGCUGCGUGGAAUCCGUGGAUACAAACGGAAGACGAACAGAAUCGUAAGCCGGUCAUCGCUAGGAGGAAGAAAAACGCCAGACUGCGCACGUCGUUUCCAAUCGUUCGCUGCCAGCGUCGCCAGAAGAAGAAUCGCCGGUGCAACACUGCCGGUGUGCCAGUCUGUUUCUACGGCAGAGAAAAACGAACGCCGCUGCAUCACCGGAAAAGGAGCUUGCGUCGGGCUGUCUAGAUCCUCCAUCAAUCAUCUGGACCACUGCCACCUUCUCCGGAGUCGAGGGGCUACUGAUCGCUGCCGUCACCCUCUGCUGGAAGGAGUCGAAGUCGCCGCUGCUGCGCCUGGAACUGCGUCUAUUUGCUAAAGGCGAAGACGACUGAGAAAAGUGACGCUUUGAUGAUGAUGUUGAUUUUGAGAGAGCUUCCGCUAGAAAAGAUGAUAGUUUUCAAGUCUCGCGUUUCUCCUCAGAUUAGAUUGACUCAUACUUUCAAUAUCCCACGUAGACAACACCAAAAGCCUUGUAGCUCUCUUGAGGUUCCUCCAAGCAUUUGUUUCAAGCCGGCUGCUAACAAAAGUCACACACUUGGAGGAUCGUCUCUACAUUUCCCAUUGCAAAAGAGAGCUCAAUUUGGCAAGACAUUUUGCUCUGUUGGGAUCUGUACAUAUCCUGAAAGUGUUAAUGAAUUUCCAUCACAUACACAUGAAGAGAAGACAGGGGUGCUUCUUUUGAACCUUGGAGGGCCAGAUACACUUCACGAUGUUCAACCAUUCCUUUUCAAUCUGUUUGCUGAUCCUGAUAUUAUACGCCUCCCCAGGUUAUUUCAAUUCCUACAGCGCCCAUUAGCACAAUUAAUAUCUGUUCUACGAGCUCCCAAAAGUAAGGAAGGCUAUGCUGCAAUUGGAGGCGGUUCACCUCUGCGAAGAAUCACGGAUGAUCAGGCAAAUGCUUUAAAAAUCUAUGCGGAAAACUGUCUAUAUCUGUGAUACAAACUGUGCUUGUAGCAUUUCAAUUUCAACAACUUUAUCCUUCCAGGCAAAUGCUUUAAAAAUGGCACUAAAAGAGAAGGAAGUCACUGCUAAUGUCUACGUUGCUAUGAGAUACUGGCACCCAUUUACUGAGGAAGCUGUUCAACAGAUCAAACGAGAUAGAAUUACGAGACUAGUUGUGUUACCCCUAUAUCCUCAAUAUUCCAUCUCGACGACUGGAUCAAGCAUCCGUGUUCUUCAGAAUAUGUUUGGGAGAGAUCCAUAUUUGAGUAGACUACCUGUGGCUAUCAUACAGUCAUGGUAUCAACGACAGGGUUACAUCACGUCCAUGGCUGACUUGAUUGAGAAAGAGGUUAAAAAGUUUCCACAGCCUGAUGAGGCAAUGAUAUUCUUCAGUGCACAUGGAGUACCUGUCAGUUAUGUUGAGGAUGCUGGUGAUCCAUACAGGGAUCAGAUGGAAGAAUGCAUUUCAUUGAUAAUUCAAGAACUGAAAUCAAGAGGAGUUAACAAUGAGCAUACUUUGGCUUACCAGAGCCGAGUUGGACCCGUACAGUGGUUGAAACCUUACACUGAUGAAGUUCUUGUUGAACUUGGAAAGAAAGGAGUGAAAUCUCUGCUGGCUGUUCCAGUGAGCUUUGUGAGUGAGCACAUAGAGACACUUGAAGAGAUUGAUAUGGAAUACCGAGAGUUGGCUCUUGCAUCCGGAAUUGUGAAUUGGGGCCGCGUCCCAGCCCUCAACUGCACCUCCACUUUCAUAACUGACCUCGCAGAUGCAGUGAUCGAAGCUCUUCCGUCUGCCAUUGCAACAGUCUCAACAACAUCACCCAACUCCCCUCCAACUGAAGAAGCUGUCAUGGAUCCCUUGCGGUACAUAACCAAGAUGCUUUUGGGCUCUAUUUUGACGUUCGUUUUGCUCUUUUCCCCAAAGAUGCUCUCGGCAUUCAAGAACCACCUCCUUUAGAAGUGGUAAUACCAACACAUUAUUGUAUCCAGACAAAAUAUUAAUACAUCGAAACACGUAAAUGAUACUCAAAUGCAAAAGUUUUAAACUUUCAUACGGUAUUGUAUGUAGUAUACAAAAUAUUAUUUUCCCCCAACCUAAAUAAUAUCAAGUGCAUUGAGGAAGGAGGAUUUUCAUUAAAUACUACUAUAUUUGUUCCAUAGUAAAGUUCUCAUAGUACUGAAUGCCAGCUUUACUUUAAGGCGGAAUAGUA
Messenger RNA from Cuscuta epithymum, 2347 nucleotides. Lineage: Eukaryota; Viridiplantae; Streptophyta; Magnoliopsida; Solanales; Convolvulaceae. The record is from the annotation of a GenBank genome assembly.